AUGGUGCAAAUCAGCGAGGUCAAGGGAGGUUCGCGCGAGAACAGAACGAUGGCGCAUACACAUAUCAAAGGCCUAGGUCUGCAUCCUGAUGGUACCGCUGAAAGCUCUGCAGAUGGUUGGGUUGGCCAGACAACUGCCAGAGAGGCAUGCGGCGUUGUGGUAGACCUGAUCAAAGCAAAAAAGAUGGCUGGCCGAGCAGUUCUCCUCGCUGGUGGCCCAGGUACUGGAAAGACUGCCCUAGCUUUGGCUGUUUCGCAAGAGCUGGGCACGAAAGUGCCUUUCUGUCCUAUCGUCGGAAGCGAAUUGUACUCUGCAGAGGUUAAAAAGACAGAAGCGCUCAUGGAGAACUUCCGAAGGGCUAUCGGCCUGCGAGUUCGGGAAACCAAGGAAGUCUACGAGGGUGAAGUGACGGAACUUACCCCAGAAGAAGCCGAGAAUCCCUUGGGUGGUUAUGGAAAGACCAUCAGCCACCUCAUUAUUGGUCUCAAGUCGUACAAAGGCACCAAAAAGCUCCGCCUGGACCCCAGCAUUUACGAAGCUAUCCAAAAAGAACGCGUGACCGUCGGCGACGUUAUCUAUAUUGAAGCAAAUACCGGUGCAUGCAAACGAGUAGGACGUUCAGAUGCUUAUGCCACAGAGUUCGAUCUCGAAGCAGAAGAAUACGUUCCAGUUCCCAAGGGAGAGGUUCAUAAGAAGAAGGAGAUCGUGCAGGACGUAACACUCAACGACUUAGAUAUGGCCAAUGCACGGCCACAGGGCGGACAAGAUCUUAUGUCUAUGCUUGGGCAGUUGUCCAAACCAAAGAAAACCGAGGUUACUGAGAAACUCAGAGCCGAAAUUAACAAAGUCGUGAGCAGAUAUAUUGACCAAGGUGUUGCUGAAUUAAUUCCUGGUGUACUAUUCAUCGAUGAAGUGCACAUGCUCGACAUUGAAUGUUUUACCUACUUGAAUCGCGCGCUUGAGUCUCCGAUAGCCCCCAUCGUUAUUUUAGCUUCGAACAGGGGCAAUACUGUUAUCAAAGGCACAGGAGAUAUUACAGCUGCGCAUGGCAUCCCCCCCGAUCUUCUUGCCCGCCUUCUCAUAAUACCAACUCACCCAUACACACCUGACGAAAUCAAGACAAUUAUCCGACUUCGCACCAAGACAGAGGGUCUGAACAUCACAGAUCCUGCCUUGGAGAAAGUUUCCGAGCACGGUAGCAAAAUCAGCCUGCGCUAUGCUUUGCAGCUCCUCACCCCUGCUAGCAUCCUUGCGCGCGUCAACGGACGCCCAGGCGGCAUUGACGUUGCAGAUAUUGCUGAGUGCGAAGACCUGUUCAUUGACGCCAAGAGAAGCGCGACUAUUGUCAACCAAGAUAAUGGGAGCUUUCUGUCUUGA
Talaromyces atroroseus is the source of this 1377-nucleotide messenger RNA. Its product is annotated as RuvB-like helicase 1. Gene Ontology annotation, cellular component: Swr1 complex; R2TP complex; NuA4 histone acetyltransferase complex. NCBI's taxonomy places the organism in Eukaryota, Fungi, Ascomycota, Eurotiomycetes, Eurotiales, Trichocomaceae. The transcript has 5 exons. The record is from RefSeq and is a predicted model, not a curated record. Gene Ontology annotation, biological process: regulation of transcription by RNA polymerase II; chromatin remodeling; box C/D snoRNP assembly. Gene Ontology annotation, molecular function: DNA helicase activity; ATP binding; ATP hydrolysis activity. Bases 1 to 1377 code for a protein of 458 amino acids.